Siniperca chuatsi (mandarin fish) is the source of this 3567-nucleotide messenger RNA. Its product is annotated as CD166 antigen homolog. The coding region runs from base 226 to 1965 and encodes 579 amino acids. The transcript is spliced from 16 exons. NCBI's taxonomy places the organism in Eukaryota, Metazoa, Chordata, Actinopteri, Centrarchiformes, Sinipercidae. Gene Ontology annotation, molecular function: cell adhesion molecule binding. The record is from RefSeq and is a predicted model, not a curated record. Gene Ontology annotation, biological process: cell-cell adhesion. Gene Ontology annotation, cellular component: plasma membrane; cell-cell junction.
UCACAAUUACCUGUUCUACCAGAACUGAUAUGAGCGCGUGUUAGCUAGCACAUGCCACGUUGGGAGAAGAGCCAAAUCUAAACUGAACUGCCUUUACAGCACCAGCAACGGGGGCUCGCGAGGACCAUUUGAAUUUAAUCCACCUCCAAAAAAACUCAACCAAGUGGUAGUUAACAAACCUCUGAAACAAACUGAGCCGACUGAGGAUCUGAGAGACUCGCAAGGAUGCACUUGUUGUUCGCCAGCUGCGCGUGUGCCCUCCUCAUCACCGCGCUCCUCCGCCAAGUCAGCGGUUUGGAGACUGUUAUCGGCCUGUAUGGGGAAACACUCGAAAUCCCGUGCAACAAAGGAGCAGUAAAAGCAGAAGACGUCGUGAUGACUAAAUGGAAAUAUGACAAAGGAGAUGGACUUUCAGGACACCUGCUGGUCAAGCAGAAAAACCAGAAUGUCUCAAUCAGUGCCACUGAUGAAUACAAGGGCCGCGUAAGCCUGGCUGCAAACUCCGGUCUGCUGCUUUCUGCGGCCAAGCUGACUGACCAGCGGACCUUCACCUGCAUGGUGGUGGCUAGUGCAGACAUCACAGAAUACCCAGUUACUGUGGUGGUCUACAAGACACCAGCAGGCCUAGAGAUUUCUGACAAAGCAGAGGAACUAGAGAUUGGCAAACUUACUAAGCUAGGAACAUGUGUUGCACAAGACGCCAAUCCAGCUGCAAAUAUCACAUGGUUAAAGAACAAUAAACCUCUAGUGGCUGAUGGGAAAGGGAUUUCCAUCCAAGCCUCGGUGCUGGUAGACCCUGUUACUGGCCUUUCGACCACUUCCUCCAUACUGGAGUACUCGGCCGAGAAGGAAGACACGGAUGCCCAGUUCACCUGCAGCACUCAACACACUGUGGGCGCAGAGCAGGUGUCCUCUCCAGUGACCUUCACUAUCACCUACUCCACAGAGAACAUCGUCCUUCAGGUCAUUGCUCAGGACCCUCUAGUAGAAGGAGACAAUGUGACUCUGAAGUGUGUGGCAGACGGUAACCCAGCUCCUACCAGCUUUAAUUUCCACCUUAAGGGAGAGUUGGUGAAAGUGGAAGAUGCAGAUACUCACACCAUCACAAAUGUCUCACGUGACACCACUGGUGAAUACAAAUGCUCUCUCAUUGACAACCCAACAAUGGAAGCAUCCAAGGACAUCACAGUCAACUACCUAGACAUCAAUUUAAGCCCCUCUGGAAAUAUCAUCAAGAAUGCUGGAGAGGCCUUGGAUGUAACUCUCCAGAUUGAUGCUUCCGGAGAAUCAAAGGUCUCCUGGACAAAGGAUAAUGUUAAACUGGACAAAGAGCCCAAGUUUACCAAGGUUACUUACUCGGACUCUGGCCUCUAUGAGUGCGAGGUGACAAUGGGACUCCUCAGCCGAAAAGCUGCUUUUGACCUGGUUGUCGAAGAUGUAUCUGAAGAGUUACGUGCUGUUGCAGGUGCUCCAGUUAUCAGACAGCUGUCCAAACAGCGCGGUGAAGACGGCCAACAUAAAGUCUUGAUUUGUGAGGCUGAAGGUUCUCCAAAGCCAGCUGUUUCCUGGAGCAUCAAUGGCACCUCGCUUGAUGAAAGUCCCUUCGUCAACGGAAAGAUAACACACAAGAUCACAGUUGUGCCUACUGCAAAUCUGACUGUCUCUUGUACGGUGUCCAAUGAGUUUGGCGUGGAUACCAGAGCUAUAAAUGUGUCAUCCUUAUUUGAGGAGGUGAGAAUGGAUAAACAAGACCAAUCAGAUGAUAGCGACCAAACCAAGUUGGUGGUUGGAGUUGUAGUCGGUCUCCUCGUCGCCACUGUGGUUAUAGGCCUGGCAUACUUGGUCUACAUGAAGAAAUCCAAGCAAGGAAGCUGGAAGACUGGUGAAAAGGAGAACGGGUCUUCUGAGGAGGAGAAAAAACUGGAGGAGAAAGUGGAGGAGAACAGCCAAAAGGCUGAGGUGUAAAAAAACAGCAACCAUCCUUUGGGAAUGUGAAAGUGAGAAUAUGGAACUUUUGCACAUUUCUCUUCACCUCUGUCUUUUGGGGGAAAAACAAGUGUACAUUGGGAUGAAGACGAUUUGGUUUCAGGGAGAAUUUUACUAAAAAGCAUAUCCAACCCCCACCCCCUCAAACCCGCACCCCUCCAUUCCUAAAAAAAAAAAGGAAAAAAAAGAAGAAUGGAUACUGUAUGUGAUAUACAUAACUUGUCUGCACUGCUGAUACACAUGUAAACUUGUCUACUAUUAGGAUUCAUGUCUGUUAGAAUGAAAUUUGGGAAACUUGAGAAAAUGCUGAUCUUUUUGGUUUUGUUAGUUGAUGCAAGUAAAAUUACUACUAGACCAGUUGCCUUUGCUGUAAGGAUGUGUAGGCCUUCAUUAGUCUGUGUUUGACUCUUCGGCCCUCGGAGACAUAGCAGGAACCGAGGGACAUCACCGCCAUCGCUUCUUAGUUUCACAUCAGGAUAGUCGUAACAAUCUCUGCCUUCAACAUCAGUGUACUAAAUCUGUUUAUUUGUUCAUUCAGGCGUAAAAACACGUUGAAAUUGAGAUGAACUUCCUGAAAGGGCUAUGGGUAUAUUGUUAUACUCGGCAUUAGUUAUAGAUGGUAAUAUGAUUUACAUGUUGCAUUGCAGGAAGUAGGUGAUGUGCCACAGAGUUCUUUGGUGUUACAUGAUUUUUUUUGUUCUUUAAUUGUGUGUACCUCUUUGCAAAGUAACCAGGAGAUGAAAAUGACAGAAACUCAGUUCAUUUUGCUUGUCUCUUUUUCAAAUGUACUGUACAUUCAACAUAACCACUGUAUAACACAAGCAGGUAGAUUAUUGAGAGAAUGUAUAGCAUAACUCAUUUUUCGCAGGAAAAAGUCAUUGACCCUGUAGAAGUUAAAUGAUUUGUUUUUUUUGUUUAUCUGUCAAGGCUGUAAGGGAAUUCUCAAUUUGUGCUCCAUCACUGUUGAGGUAUGAUUGUUUAUUCUGUAGCUAUGGCAUAAUUUUGUAAUGGACCACACGGACGACAGAACGUUUGUGUCAAAGUAGCCGUUAUGAUAUGUUUGCCUUCUUUUGAAAAUCUACCUGUAAUUGCUUCAGUUUGUGAUGUGCACUAGUGCUCAUGUUUUCAUGUCAGAUUUGUGUAGAAUACGAUGGAAUACGUGCAGCUGUACAUGUCACAAUUUUGGUCCUUCAAGAGCAUUUACUAAAUUCAAAAAUGUAUCAAGAUCAGGAUGUAAUUGUUAAGUGUGUGGCUUUAAUUUUCUUUUUGCUAUUUAUAUUGUACAAGAUAAAAUGUCCUGGUAGGCAAAUUCAAUAAUUGUCACAUAAUUCAUAACUUGGAUUCAAACCAUUGAUAAAUUGCUUGCAGACUUUACAAAAAAUGUAAUUAAGUUCUGAGUCAGAUAGAUUCAGCAUGUGAUAAUCUCAGACCUCCAAGCUGCUGUUUGUUGCCUACCUUGUUGAAAACCAUCAAAUUGGAAGAAUGACCAAAGAAAAUGAGCAUUGCCAUGCAAGUAUUGUAAAUACCUGAUGUUUGUUUUUGUACUUUUGUUUAAAAUAAAGUGUACAUUUGGAAAAGUUA